This is a messenger RNA of Procambarus clarkii (red swamp crayfish), 4098 nucleotides long. The record is from RefSeq and is a predicted model, not a curated record. Lineage: Eukaryota; Metazoa; Arthropoda; Malacostraca; Decapoda; Cambaridae.
AUGGAGGCAGACUUCGUAGCUGCUGUGCUGGUGGAGUGUAAAUCUGCUGAGCUGAAUAAGGCACAACGACACCUUCAGGGAUUGGCCGGACUCUCCCAGGGCUACAGCGACGCAUACAACAACUACAUCAGCUACAACAGCAACUACAAUAGCGAGGACUAUUACUACGACUACGAGGAGGGAGAGAAGAUGCAGCCGACCUUCCUGGCGCGCCCCCAGACCUUCACUGUGGAGGUCGGCCAGUCUGUCAUCAUCCCUUGCGACGUGGAGAAUCAAGGGAUGAACAAACUCAUCAUUAAGAAAAUUCCUUCACUCGGAGGCAAGGAGAAGCUGGUGUCUGUGGGGAAAGAAAAAGUGACGCGGGACCGUCGGCUCACCGUAGACGGCUCCCGUCUCACCAUCUCCCCCGUCCGGCCGCGAGACGCCGGCACCUUCCUCUGCACGUUCGAGACGGAGGAGCCCGUCCAGCUGCGCCACACGCUGGACGUGCAGAUGGCGCCGAGCGUGAGGUCCCUGGCGCCACCCGAGCAGCGGGUCAACAGGGGCGCCACCGUCACCCUAGAGUGUGAGGCUGAGGGCAACCCGCACCCCGUCAUCCGCUGGUCCCGUCAGGAGGGCCCGCUGCCCUCUGGUCAGCGGACGCUACAGGGCCGGAGCCUGACGCUGACGGAGGUGGACCGUCACGCCGAGGGGACGUACCUCUGCAGCGCCGACAACGGCAUCGGGGAGGCCGCCUCCGCCGCCAUGACCCUGACCGUCGAGUACCCGCCAGAGGUCACCACUGACAAGGGGAUCGUACGGACGGGAGCCGGUGAUCGGGUCGAACUGGCGUGUGUGGUGACGGGUCAACCCGUCCCUGACGUGUUCUGGACACGUGACGGUCACCCGCUCUCUCCAAACAACGUCGACACCAAAUUCUACCUUGUGGAACGCCACAACCGCUCGCAGGAUGUGCCCAGCGGUCACCUGAGCCCCGCCCCGGGCCCCAUUAGUGUCCCCCUGGCCCCGCCUGGCUCCACAGGUGCCCAUGUAACCCACGGCGCCACCACACAUACCCAGCACCUCCCCCACGCUGCCCACAGACACAUUCUCACUAUUGACCGUGUCUCUGAGAAGGACUUUGGCGCCUACGUGUGUGUCGCAAGGAACAGUCACGGGCACGCGGACACCGUCAUACAGAUGACAGGGCUGCCCAAGCCGCCCCAGGUCACCAGCAGCCCCAACGGUGGUGAGAGGAACACCUACACUCUCACCUGGGACACUGAGAGUUACUACCCCGUCACUGAGUUCCUCAUCAGGUACCGCAGGACGAACCUGGGGAGCUGGCAGGCCAACCACACCAUGGUGCUGCCCGGUGCGUGGCGGGAACUAUCCAGGACUGUGGAGCCUCUCUCCCUGUCCACGGCCUCCCCAGCCACGGUGGCCACGGACGGCCUGCGGCACACUCUGGCCUCCACGGUGGCGGGACUGGAGGCCGCCACGGACUACGAGGCCACGGUCAGGGUCAGGAACACGUACGGCUGGUCGGCGCCCUCCCCUGUCUUCUCCUUCUCCACCAAGAAAGUAAUGGCGGUGUUGCAGUCGACCAGCGGCACGCAGCCCCAGCUGGUCCCGGCGCCCCACAGCUGGCUCCUCGCCCUCUUCAUCACCACCUUCCUUGCCAGGGAGCAGCCAGCUGUUAUCUAGGCACAGUCAGCUGUUAUCGAGAAACCUAACUACUAAUAUCUAGAGAACAACCCAUCCUCCAAGCAUAACAGUACCUAUAUCUAGUAUGGCUGGCUAACAGUACAAAAUAUGAACUGUUGCAACCCAACCUCCUCCCCCCCCCCCUCUGGAAAAAGUCUACGUUUUGUACAAUUAAUUUUUCAGAGACGUGAGAAAGGAGGCAAGAAUCAAACCUAAUUUUUCCUAAGCCUAUCAUAGUACACAUAUACACUAAAUAAUGCCUAAGAUUGCUCACUAUAGGCCUUGGAUAACGUAUUUAGGCCUAGAAAGGGUUCGGUUAGGCUGGCUGAUUUAAGUUUUGUAAAGCUUAAUAAUUUGAGAAGGAUCCAGCCAAUUAUACAGUCUAUCAACGACUUUUUAAAACUUUCUUACAUUUUUAUACUUUUUAUGUUAAAAUGGUUUUGUUGUGAAGUGUGUUCGGUGGACACGGGUCGUGUUCGGUGGACACGGGGUCGUGUUCGGUGUACACGGGUCGUGUUCGGUGUACACGGGUCGUGUUCGGUGGACACGGGUCGUGUUCGGUGGACACGGGUCGUGUUCGGUGUACACGGGUCGUGUUCGGUGGACACAGGUCGUGUUCGGUGUACACGGGUCGUAUUUGGUGGACACGGGUCGUGUUCGGUGGACACGGGUCGUGUUCGGUGGACACGGGGUCGUAUUCGGUGGACAUGGGUUGUGUUCGGUGGACACGGGGUCGUGUUCGGUGGACACGGGUCGUGUUCGGUGGACACGGGGUCGUGUUCGGUGGACACGGGUCGUGUUCGGUGGACACGGGGUCGUGUUCGGUGGACACGGGUCGUGUUCGGUGGACACGGGUCGUGUUCGGUGGCCCCGGGUCGUGUUCGGUGGACACGGGUCGUGUUCGGUGGACACGGGUCGUGUUCGGUGGACACGGGUCGUGUUCGGUGGACACGGGUCGUGUUCGGUGGACACGGGUCGUGUUCGGUGGACACGGGUCGUGUUCGGUGGACACGGGUCGUGUUCGGUGGACACGGGUCGUGUUCGGUGGACACGGGUCGUGUUCGGUGGACACGGGUUGUGUUCGGUGGACGCUGGUUGAUAUACAGGAAGCCGACGUCAGGGUCAACGGGACUCGCUCAGACAACCUGCCUUAGGGGCCAAAAUAUGUAUAUUAUAACUGCUGACUAAUCAGAAGAAUAAUAUUAGUAAAUAAUGUAAUAAUAAUAAUAAAGUAAUAAUAAUAAAAUAAUAAUAGUAAUAGAAUAAUAAUAAAAAUAACUGUACUAUUAUUAAUAAUAAUUUUAAUAUUUUUUAUGUAUACAUAAAAUAUAUAUUACAUAAAAGUGACACAUAUUUACAUAUAAUAAACUGUGGUAGAGUUUAUAGGAGUAAAGUGACCACUUUAUUAUAGGAAGUAGUACGAAAUUAUACUUAUUUCAAUAUAUAUCAAUAAAAUUUUAUCAUUUUUAGGGGCAAGUGUGGGUGUUGGGAUGGGGGGGGGGACGGGCUAGAUAUUAACCGUCAGAAACUGUUGGGCAGCAGCAGAUAAGAAAUUAUUCCUCCCUAUAGUUAGAUUAGUAAUAAUGUCGAAAGAAUUAUUAUUAUCAUUAUUAUUAUUAUUAUAGUGUUAUAUUAUUAUAGUUAUAGUGUUUUAUACUUGUUAUGAUAUAUCACCCAUUAUUAUUUUGUAUUUGUUUGUUCGUUCACUACUGUUUUUAUUUCGUGCGUUUGGUAAUGUCUUCGUUGACCUGGUGAGUGCUGGUCCACCCUUGCGUGUGUGUGUGUGUGUGUGUGUGGGUGUGUGGGUGUGUGUGUGUGUGUGUGUGUGUGUGUGUGUGUGUGUGUGUGUGUGUGUGUGUGUGUGUGUGUGUGUGUGUGUGUGUGUGUGUGUGUGUGUGUGUGUGUGUGUGUGUGUGUGUGUGUGUGGAUGUGUGUGUGUGUGUGAGCACCAGUCAUGUUAUCUUCGGUGUUUUAAGGUGUGUAAACCUGUAGCUUUGAUUACCUUAAAUAAAACUUGAGCACCAACUGACUAAUAAUCUAUGCACACACAAUUUCUUACGAGUAGUUAAUACGUCUUGUGCAAUUUUUUAUAUGGAAACUCUAUAAAAUGUGUAGUUAUGGUUGCUCAAUUCACCUGACCGUCUGACUGCUGCAAUAUUGUCGGGCGACAAGCCUUGGUCUGCAUACUGGGCUGGUGUAUUGGUGUGUGUUGAUACUGUCUGUGUAUUGGUCUGUGUACUGGGUGUGGUCUAGCAGCCAGGAGGUGGCUCUGUGGACAUGGUGUGGUCACACAUCGUGUAGGUAAGCAACACCAAGGCCACCAAGCAACAGCCUGGUGGACCAAACUCUCACAAGUCAAGCCUGGCCUCGGGUCGGGCUUGGGGAGUAGAAGAACUCCCAGAACCCCAUCAA